This is a messenger RNA of Porites evermanni, 21454 nucleotides long. The record is from the annotation of a GenBank genome assembly. Lineage: Eukaryota; Metazoa; Cnidaria; Anthozoa; Scleractinia; Poritidae.
GCAGUCACUGCAUAAAUUUUACAGUUAGUAACUCCGGCUUUCAGUUCGAAUCAUGUAAUCGCAUUUAAUCAUUCGAGGAGUCUACUUCAAAGCGUAAUGACGGACGUAAGACAUAAUAGGGGACAUUCGCGAAAGUUAAAAAUUGGAGUUGGCGGACAACCGGUGGUAAGCGCGAUGAAAUUGUCACUGUUCUUUUACUGCAUACACGGUCAAGUAAACUUUGAUUGUUUUAUUUUACGCAGCAAAGUUGGCAAAAUGAAAUCGAACUCCAGCCCACAAGUUCUCUGGGAAAGGUCACUUCUGCUCAGAAUACAGACUCGAAUUUAGUAGAUGGAAUGCGCCAUCCCGUUGCACAAGGAACGGCUUCGAAGCAAGCGUUCACUACCGUUAACACACGAGCGAGGAAAGAAGCCGCGGCUUUUCCGGUGUUCCAUUCCAAAAAUGCCCCGAUGAAAGUCUCUGUAACUGGAGAAUGGGCUCUUAAGGAGUGCGAGGUACUUAACUAUAACUUUAUUUAAGGUUCAUUAUGUCUGUUUAAAUAUUCCUGGUGAAUACAAUAAAAGAUUACAAUCAGUUUACAAAUUGAUGUAUAGUAUUGGAAGUUGUAGCUCACAGUCGGGCUGUUGUUUGGUUUCAGGUCAGUAACUAUGCGCCCUCUGUGAAGGCUUAUAGCUUUUGAAAUGUCGUUUCUAAGAUAACUUUUCGUUCAACAAUCAUAGCGUUAUUGUUUGUGUUUUAUUCAAAGGAUUUCACAUCUUGGGCUAAUCAUUUACUCAAGAGAGGAAAACGCAGAACCAUUUCCGACAUCCGACGCUCGGUUGGUGAUGGGCAAACUUUAGUUCACAUUCUGGAAAUUUUAGGUGAGCUAAAUUACUCUCGUUAUUUCUUUAAAAAUUAUUGUUUGUCCUACUACAUAUUUGUUGGUCUUUCAUUAAAACAAAACCAAACAAAGAGAAUAUCGCUUUCACGAUACAAAGUAUCGACCGUCUGCGUUCGUACGGAUAUCUAUUGCAAUUUUUUAUAUUACGCUUGCGGUUUGAUAGAUCUGUUUUGGUUCACGCAACCACCCGUCAUUUGUAAACUAGAGCAGAUUUUAUGGUCUUUCCGUUUGUUUAAAGUUGUUAUUUUACCUUCCCGGUUACAUUUGUGUAGAAAAAUUCUAUCAUUUGAUAAAAAUUGAAUAAUAAUUAAUGAUUAUACAGUGAUUGUUCUCAAUACUUUUAAUUGAUGACGCUUCCAGAAAAAUCACGCAAUUGACAGUUGUUCAUCUUACUCUCUUGUGUUUGACAAAAGCACCCUGCAUUUGUAGGUGAUAAACAAAACUCUUCGAAAAUCAUUCCCAGCUUGUGCUAUGUGAUCUCAUCCUACAUUAAUUGUAACAUUUCUGUUUUUAAAGAAUCAUCAACUCACUUAAGUGUCUAUUCUGGUAUAUAUUAGAGGUGAUAAUUUAUGGCUUUCUGUUUUUCUUUUCUAAAUACACUUGUUUAAUAUCAUGAAGUCCCAUGGCUAUAGAUGUAAAUUAAUGAAUAAAAUACUAAGAUACUAAGAUUGUAAAGCAGAAAAUUAUUAGUCUGUGUCCAUCUCAUCUCUCAAUCCUUCAUUUCUAUGGGCAGGAUGUUAAAAUGCAUACUAGAGAAUGUGGGAUAAAAACUUGUCGCCGGCGAAUAACAUCUAUCCUGGGUUGAAUGUGUUGACCAGACAGAAUACCCAAAGCUAUCAUUUGAAUUAGUCCUUAAAAAAAAGAACAAAAAAAGAUUAAAAGCUAACCAAAGAUAAUGCAUGACCGCCAAAUAGCAUCCCUAUUUGCCUUUUAAAACUGGGUGUAUUUUGUAUGACUUCAAACAGGUAGAACUGCCUACCCAGCGUGCAAAGAAAGUACUGCCCGAUAGCCCGGGGCUAGUAGAUUUUGCUAUCGGGAUAGUGAAUUCUGUUUUUAACUUGCCCAAUGGGCAACUGAUGUUUUAUGAGGAAUUUGAAUAACAGAAGAACAAAAAAGUUUUGGGGCUAGUUGAAAUGACGUCUGGGCUAGUAAAUGCUAGCUUCAGCUUGCCCGAAAGGCAAGCUGUAAAAAUGAUUUUCUUUGCACCCUGCUACCUGGCCAUACCUUGUUGUAAAGCUAAACAUAAGUAUCCAAUCCCAAUCCUUUUUUUCCCAUAAGGUUGGUAGUUACUCGGGUAAUUGGCCAACAAACUUAGACUCCACUUUAGAGGGACUUUCUAUUCACGAUGAUGCCCUGUUCUAGAUGUGAGUUUGAAAUAUCUCUGAUUAUUCCCAAUUUUGGGAAAUAAAAAUUAAUAAAAUGUAUGGGCACCUUGAUUUACCCUAUAUAUCGGGCUGCAGCUUCUCAAAUGAUUGGAAACAGCUACAUUUUUGUAUCAAGUGGAUAAAUAGAGGAUAUUACAUGGCUGCACUGAGAAAUGAAAUUUAUUUCCAAAUGUUGAAAAAUAAUUCACGCAAGAGUGCAGAGAGCAACUAAAAUUUUUUUUAACACAAGAAGAGAAAUUCUGUAUCUUCAAACAGCCAUGUAAUGUUCUAUUUAUUAUAAUUAUAAACAUCAAUGAAAUACCAAACUAUUUCACUUUAGUGUUUUCUUUUGCUGUAAAAGGCACAAUUUAUUAUGUAGCCAUUAGCAAUAUUGUGAUUGUUUCACAUGUGAAGAUAUCAUUUUUUCACCCAAAAGCUCACCUGAUGUUUUGUUGGUGUUUAAUAUAUAAUCAACAGCAUUAUCCACUUUACAGACAUUGUAGUGGAUAGUGCUAUUCCCCUUUGAAAAAACUGGAGCUGUGAGUCUUAGAAGCACAACCCCAGUGGAUGGUACUCACAGAAGUACAUGUAUCCUAAUCUACCUGGUUGUCACUUCAUCUACUGUCAAAAUUUCACCUUGUGAACAGCUUGCUGUUACAAAUGCCACUGUGAUACAGACAGCUACUGAAUCCCUGGCAACAGUAAAUUACAGGCCUUUGUUUGAAAUAAACUCCUGCUCAAGACUGCAGGGUUGUCAGAAAGUUUUGACGUAGACAGCUGAGUUGUCAAAGUAAGCGGACAGUCCAGGGAUUUUUUAUUUAAAAAACGCCAUCCAUAAAGAAAUGCCCAUCAGAGUAGCCGGCCGAUACUAACCAAGUAGAUGGCGAUUUUCGCCAGCAGCCAGCUACUUUUAACAACCCUGGACUGUCAUUAAUCAAUGACAUGUACGCUUACUCAUGAUCCCAAAGGUUACCCGCAAUAACAGGGCUCGAAAAUAGUCCUGUCCAGUAGUCUGGGACAAGCAGAUUUUCUUGCUUGCCUAAUGGGCAAGAAUCCAAUUUAAGUCAUCCUUUAACAAAAUCAUUAACUAAGACAAGCAAGAAGUGCCCUCAGGCNCCUGAUGUUUCGUUGGUGUUUAAUAUAUAAUCAACAGCAUUAUCCACUUUACAGACAUUGUAGUGGAUAGUGCUAUUCCCCUUUUAAAAAACUGGAGCUGUGAGUCUUAGAAGCACAACCCCAGUGGAUGGUACUCACAGAAGUACGUGUAUCCUAAUCUACCUGGUUGUCACUUCAUCUACUGUCAAAAUUUCACCUUGUGAACAGCUUGCUGUUACAAAUGCCACUGUGAUACGGACAGCUACUGAAUCCCUUGCAACAGUAAAUUACAGGCCUUUGUUUGAAAUAAACUCCUGCUCAAGACUGCAGGGUUGUCAGAAAGUUUUGAUGUAGACAGCUGAGUUGUCAAAGUAAGCGGACAGUCCAGGGAUUUUUUAUUUAAAAAACGCCAUCCAUAAAGAAAUGCCCAGCAGAGUAGCCGGCCGAUACUAACCAAGUAGAUGGCGAUUUUCGCCAGCAGCCAGCUACUUUUAACAACCCUGGACUGUCAUUAAUCAAUGACAUGUACGCUUACUCAAGAUCCCAAAGGUUACCCGCAAUAACAGGGCUCGAAAAUAGUCCUGUCCAGUAGUCUGGGACAAGCAGAUUUUCUUGCUUGCCUAAUGGGCAAGAAUCCAAUUUAAGUCAUCCUUUAACAAAAUCAUUAACUAAGACAAGCAAGAAGUGCCCUCAGGCAAGCAAAAUUUGAGAGCUGCUUGCACAGAAGAUAUAAGCUUGAAUCCAUUUUUCAUCUAGUCCUGAAAAAAGGGAGUCAGGGGCUUCAGUAACUUUUUCUAUAAACAGCUGCUGAUGGUUGAAAAGGCAGCUAAGACCAGGAAAGGGGCUGUAAGACCUUAAAUCCUACUAGACUGCAGUAAGAGACCCUAUUGACAACUGGUGGUAGACUGCCAGUGGUCUGUACAUGUAGUUGUUAGGUAUAGUACGUGUAGUGAACAGUUAAAUGAACAUGUAUGAGGAAGGUGUUUAACUGCAGGAUGAUUCAUAAAUAUUAGGACCUAGUUUGAACAUAAUAAUAGACAACUUUGUGCUAAACUAAUCAAAGGAGAUGGGUUUGACGUAUGUAAAAUGAGUGUGUGAUACCACAAAAUUGGAUUGGGUCUCCAGGGUUGUUUGCAAGAGCCAGCAGCUGGUGAAGACAGCCUGCUACACUGCAAGGUUUUCCUUGCUACCUUCACAACAUGAUCUUGAUUGCUUAUUGAAACCAAAGUUUAAUUGCUCUCUGGAACAGCCUGCAUAUAAAUUAUUUUGAUUCAGUUUGCAUAGGGGCCAUUAAAAACAAUAUGUUCUUCCAAGUUAGUCACAUUAUGAUAAUACCAUGCAGUUGUUCACACUAUUGUCGCGGCAAGUGUAAAUCAGAAGCCAUGUAGUUACAUUUUUUUAAACAAAAUGUAACUUGAACUGCAUUUGAUAAUGUGAAGACAGUUAGUGGACCUCCAGAAAAAUUGACAUAUUGACCCAAAUUUGGGGUCUUUUAAUUUGUAUUUUCAAGAGUCAACAAGUAGUUUCCCAGCUUGAAUUGUGUUUGUUCAAUCAGCAAUAUAGUGAUCCGUGAUUUGGUCAUCAGUGUUAUAUUCUGGUCAUUGCUGAUGACCCUUAACUCUACUUAAAAAACCAGUUCAAAAUGUUUAAGCAUCAAGGAAAUGAUAACAACACUCAAGGUCACUAAUUUGAAUUUUGACACAGCUUCUUUUGCCGGGAAUCAUCUCAGAGUCGUAAUUGUCAUUAAUGUAAACUUUCAUCAGCAAUUUUUUUGAUGACAUGGAUUUGAAAUUUGUGGGAGAUUAAACUGUACUCUAAUCACUAUUAGGUGAAAACAACUCAUUUCAUACAUAUCAUUGUUAAUGGAAGGAAAAAAGGACAUUAUCAUGCAAAUUACUUUGAACUGAAUUUAAAGAAUGUGCCAUCCUUUUGUUGUAGCCUUCAUCCUUUAAUUACAUGUAACUUUGACAAAGAAAAUUGUGAGUUUAAGGAUUUAAAGCCAAAUCUUGCUGACUGACCUCUUCCUGUACAAAAAAUAUAGUAAGUAAUUUGGUAUACUUAAUUUAGAUGUAAAAAAAGCUUGCAGCAUUUUUGAGUUAUUGAAACCUUUGUAUAUUUGUUUACAAGUCUUUCUUUCAUCAGACCUUUGUCUCUUGGUAAUAUCCGUUAUGAGUGUAAUUUAUAACUCAGGCCGUCACUUUAUCCUCUUUGUCUAUGAACAUUGUAAUAUCCUGUCUAUUAUUAUGAAAUGCUUAUUGGCAUUGUAUAAAUCCUGCUCUGAUUGUCAUGGCAGGCCUUUCCAUUACAAUACAGCUCAAGGUGUUAUAAAACUUUUAUGAUGAACAACCCUUUGUUGACAGUGAAUAUGCACAUUCUGAUUUGAAAAUAUCGAUGAUGAAGAAAUGGCCAACAUGUGAGCUGAGGCAAAUACUAGAGCAGUUUAAAAAUGUCGUUAUACCAGGAUCAUGCUUAAAUGGCAGAAAAAAAGAAGUAAAUAUGAAAAUUAUGGCAGCUUUAUUUAGAAAUGAUGUUAGCAUUUCUGGAUGUAACAUAAUCCUUGUUUGUUGACAUGAUUGUACUGUUUCAUGCGUUAGGGCAGUCUUUCUAUAUAAACCCUGCAGUGCUUUGUAUAUUAUUCUUUUGUGAAGUUAUAUAUACCGUUCCUGAAGACAGCAAUGUUACACUACUCUGAAUUUUUAAACUCUGCAACUUCAUAGAACUUUAAUGUAUUUCAGUUCCAAGGGGCAUACUGUAACUGUUGUUUGUGUUCAUGUAAGCAAUUUCUUCGUAAAUUCUACGAAACCUGAAGUUUAAAAUGCUUUCUUUAAACAGAAGUCAUUUUUAAGGCUACUUUGUAUACAAUUAGCUACAGAGCUAGUGUAAAAUUCGAAUUGCCAUGCUUAUCACAUGUAUCUUCAUUUGCAAUUGGCUCAGUGAAACUUGAUGUUACAUGAAAACUCUUAUAAUGUUAUGGUGUUUUUUAGUGUUAAUGAUAUACGUAUCUGUGUAAUUAUUAUAUAAUAAUAAAAUGUCUGCAUUUUUUCCAAACAAGUUUAGCUUACUAACCUGCCAUGAUUUAAUGGAACUUAGGUUUGCUCUAAUUAUGUCUACAUGUUGUGACAUUAGUGUGUCUACAGCUGUCAUCGCUCUUGGCAGAGAUUGAGGCAUCUGUAACAUGAUGAAAUGAUGUUUUAUUCAUUUCAGCUGGUCAAAAAAUCCCAGGGGUCUAUGCACGCCCAGUGACCAGGGCUCAAAAGUUGGAGAAUCUUCAGUUAUGCAUGAGUUUUAUGGGAAACAGAAAUAUAGACCUGCAGGGCAUCUAUGUUGGAGGCAAGUGUCUAGUACAUGUUUUCUUUAAUUUUCUGAUUCCUUGAUCUGCAAUACACUGUGUGAUGACAUCACAAGGAUCAAGUUGACACAGUGUAGAGAACUAAUCCUGGUAACUGAGACUCUUAAAACCAGGGAAGUAAAAACGGGUAGUAUUAAAAGUCCAUCCAAACAUAAAUGUUGUAGAAAAAUGAAAGAUCAAGGUGAAAACAUUCAUUAGUUCAUAAAGCCAUGUAUAGGCAUGGUGAAUAGUAAAAUCAGAGACUUGUUUGAACGUAAGGGACUUUGCAAGAAAAUUUAAUGAUUUUGAGGUAGAAAGAGACUAACAAUAGGGCUUUACUUCAUACCACUUGGCUAAUUUACAUGUACCUGACGUACAGGUUGCAAAGAAAGUCAGUUUUACAGCUAUUCAGGCAAGCUGCACCUGGCAUGUACUAGCCCAAAAGUCAUUUCAACUAGCCUCAAAAUCGUUUUGAUGACGAGGAUUGAUUAUACAGUUCUUAUUUAAUUUGAAUUCCUCAAAAAAAGUCACUUGCCCUGAAUACACUAGCCCGAUAGCAAAAUCUACUAGUCCAGGGCUAUCGGACACUACUUUCUUUGCACGUUGACUGAUGUGAUGUAUUACUAGUUAAGAGACUGAGAUCUCCAUCUGCCUGAUCCUGAGGCUAGUUUAACAAAUAUUUCUUAUAAUAAUAUUUAUAAUUGUUCGAUUCACUUAUGUAUGCUUUAAACACAUCGCAGGGUGAAGGAUGGGUAUCUCCUGAUGGACCUCGACCCAGCUCCUCCGGCUCAAACAAGGAAGGUUCAGUGCCAUAUCUACCCUCAACUAAUGGUAGGUAAACUUUUUUUGCACAAGUGUGAUUACGUUCAUCACAUCUUUUUAUCUAGUCCCCGUUUUGAGCAAUUAAGUCCCCUCAGGUGUGUCGGAAAAGUCCGUAAAUUAAUGCAGAUCUUGAAUGUUCUUCUCUGUUGGUUUUUUUUCUUAAAAGUAUUUUGCCAAGUAUUUUGAAAGCAAUUGUACAGUUAAAGGUGAAUUUAGGUAAAGGUGCAUCUUACACGUCGGUACUUACUUUGUUAAAUCUUGCUUGUAUAGGGUAUUCUGCACUUAGAAAAAUCAAUUUUAUUGUUUUCUCCCUUCCUGAUGAUUUGCUUGUUCAUGUUAUUUACACCCCCACUGUAAGACUCUCUUAUAAACACCCCCAGCUGGGGUGGGGGAGGGGAGCCGUGAAUGCUUUUUUCCAUCCUUUUUUGAGAUGGGGGAUGUUUGCUUGCUUAUUUAAAACUGGAGCAGCAUCCCUGGGUAGAAUAUGGUAUUAUUGAAGAACUGAAACUUGUUAGCCACACCACCGGGGUCUACGUCCUCUACUCUUUUCGAACAGUGGUUUGGGUUCGUUAACGUCCCACAAGAACCGGAUAAGUGAAAGUGCGAUCUUCCGCCCAACUGAGCUAACCAGGCAGUGGCUGUUGCUUCCAAGAACUUCAAUUUUUAAUUUUUUAUUGCCGCUUUACAGGUUAUGAUGUUGACCCACGCACCCACGGCAGUAGCUCAGGGUACCAUUCAGAUGAGGCCUCACCAACGACACAGAAAAAUGAACCAUCUCCUAUCCAUGACUUCCGCAUGCCAGGAAUGCUUGAAGGCCAGGAAAGUCCAAUUCUGUCACGAAAACCAGUACAGCCUUCGGAUGUUAUCAUUACGGUAAAUACUAAUUUUCCGAACGGUGUCAGCAAGCAAAAAUAAAUAGCUUUUUCAUACAGCAGGGCCAAACCAGUCACAUUAUAAGCUCCAACGUAAAAAUGUUUCUCAACAAAUUCACCUUGUUUAUUAAUAAGGCCAGUUAAAGCAGUUAUGCAUGUCAAAGGACAGACAAAUGACAUAAGAAAGUUACUGUUUUAGAUAUUCCUUUUCUUACUUAGAGUUUCCGUGAAAUGUCACAUUGUUCUUUUCUAAAGUGCUCGUUUUCUUUACAAAGUCAGCAGAGUAAAAAACAAAUAAACAAACGAACAAAAUUUAGCCCUAAAGUAAAAAUGAGAAAAGCCCAGCCCACCUCGUUGUUUUUGCCAAAUUCUUAUGACUCGCUAUUGGUCGUAUUUAGGAGUUUCCACUGUAUAUGGUAAAUUUCACUAAGGUUACCAUCCUCUUCUAAGUAAACUGUAACAUUUAAAGUAUUGUUUAUAGACCCGAACAGAAUUGGACAAGCGAGGAGUCCUUCAAACAGCCCGGAAUCUCUCACCGUCACAGGUACGUUUCUAGAGACCUUUAAGGUGAUGUUACACGAUUACGAUUCGCAACGACGAUUUUUAGCGCAACACAGCGUUGCAACAUUGUUGCGACGUUGUUUCGAAUAGUUACAACAUUGUUCCAACAUUGCAACGCUGUGUCGCGCUAAAAAUCGUCGUUGCGAAUUGUCCUGUGUAACAUUACCUGUAGGCUCUAAAAGGAGGACGAUUAAGAUGACGAGAUUUUGUCAAUACUAUUUAGUGCGAGCUUUUGCAACGACGACGAUGACGGCAGCGGAAACGUCACUUUUAAAAUGAAUUCGCGUUUUUCAAACUUUGUCGCGUUUAUUCGAAUUCGUUGAAAAUGUCAAAUGUAGGCGAAUUUCCCUGGAGUUGAUUUCUUUGGGACCGCACUCAAGUUUAGAAAGAGAAGGAAAGAAUUCGUUGUCGCUUGUUUACGUCCUUCAUAAAACGUCGUAGUCGUGCAGUGACGGCAAAGAAAUGUACAAAAAAGUGUGAUGCAGGUGCAAAGUUGUUUUUUUACGAAUUAAAUUAACCUACUGCAUUUUUGCUGUUCUCGUUGCCGUCGCCUUCGUCGCUGCAAAAGCUCCCUAGUUUGGCGAGAAAACGCGAUAACCGUCGUCAUUCUACAGUUAGUUUAGGUGAAAAUGUAGUGACGGAAACAGUUAUCAAAUGUUAGAAGCCUAAUCAUUUACAGUAUAUCGAUCGGGAGAGGGCUUAACUUCUUCAAUAAAAAUAACCGUGUUAAAAAAUGAACGGUUUGGACAGGUGGUGCUCUACAUUAAUGAAAACUGAAAAUUGUUUCUUUUUAGAUGCGUGCUAAUGGGGCGAUCUCACUUGAGGACAGGCUGAGGUCACUGUUGAGCAGUCCAAAUCCUGGAGGGCUUCCUGUCGAGGUGAUUGUGUGAAAAUCAUGAUAGUAGUUAAUUAAAAAAGUGUGCAAUUAAGAUUUUCUAGAAAAAGUCAGUAUUAGGGGCCAGAGAAAGGUUAUUAGAUUGUAGAACGUAUAAAAUUCGGUUUCUUGUAAGUUCUUGUACGCUAUAACGAACGUUAUUCUUCCCCACAGUAAUAGUAAAGUACAUGUAUAUGAAAAAGAACUUUUACUUGAUAUAAUGAAACCUCAAUGUAGCGAACAUUAAUGAUUCUCAGUCUCUUGGCCUUUCGUUAUAUCGAGGUUCAGUGUACUGUUCAUAUCCACAGAGUAAAGUAGCUGGAAAGUAAGGUGUAAUGAACGGGGAGCUUAGGCAACAAAGACGGCGACGAGAAUUCGCGCUCUCGGCUUCAAACACUAUCGUGUUUAUUCCAUCUCGUUCAAUUCGGCUAAUAAUGGAGAAUUUUUCUGGAGUUGAAUUCUAAAGGACUGUGUCGAAGUUCAAGACAAGAAAAAGAAGAUCGUAUUGUUGUUUUGCGUUCACUUGCUCCACAAAACGUGAAAAUAUGAAGUUUCACGUUGUUAUCGUGAAGCGACGGCAAAGUAAUGUACAAAAAUGCGUGAUGCACGUGCAAAGUUGAUGUUUUGCUAAUCUAAGGGCCUGUUUACAUGGAGGUGGGGGCCCCAGAUAGGUGACGUAACAUGCGGCAGGUCACCCCACCUAUCAUGUAAACGUGAUCAAAGUAAAAGAGAGAUUAUGUGGACAGGCGGGUUACCCCACCUAAGCGGGUUACCUCACCUAACCGAGGUCCUCCACCUCCAUGUAAACAGGCCCUAAACCUAUUGCCUUUUUGGCGUUCUCGUUGCCGUCGCCGUUACUGAAGUUUCCUAUUAUCUCAGUGUAAAUUUGGUGGUGAUAAGGAUUUGCUUGAGACACUUAUUUUUACUUCAAACAGGAAACGGAGGAGGAAAUGCUGAUUCCCCCACCACCAAAACUACAGCCAUUUCACGAUGAAGAUGAUGUUGAACGUCGACUGCAGUCUUUGCUAGAUGUUGCCGAGGAAGACCAGCCGGGUAUGGAAUCAAAGCCGAAGGACUUCAGUAGCAUGAAGGAGCUGGACAGGAUUGGAUAUGUGGUAUGUUGUUUGUUAAGGAGGCUUUGACAUUUCUUUCUAGUUCAUUUCGUUAAUAAGAAGUAGCCAAGAUAGUAUACCACGAAGCACGACGUCAAAAUGAAAGCGAAAGGUUUUCAACCUCGUUAACACGGGUCUGCACAACUUUUGAACGGACUAAACGUACUUACACGGAUCCGCCUUUCGUUUACACAAGACCCGCCAAGCCGUGCAAGUUUUUGAACGGCAAUGUGUUCAAGUUUUUCACAAAAGUAGGUCAAAAUUUUUGACCCGUAUGGUUCCCCUUUUGCGUGAACCAUGCAAAUUUUUGACACAGUUUCAGCGCAGGUAAAGCCUGGACGUAGUGGAGCCCAGUGACGCACCUUUGAUAUAAAAAAAAGCCAUUCCAGUGCUGACACCGUCAAAAAUUUGUACGGACUCGUGUAAAAAAAUAAAAUAAAAAUACACACUUUUUAAAAUGUCUUGCAAUUCGUCAGUUUGAAAUUUCUUUUAAUUUGUCCAUCCGUUCCUUUUCUGGUAUUUUUUAGCCUGCAGAGCUGGUGGGAUUAGUGCGACUGCUGUAGUUUUUGGCGGCAGAGACGCCCAAGAAUCCCGCCAGCUGAGCAGGCUAGGUAUUUUUGUGUGUUUUUUAUACUUCUUGUAAUGUUUUGAGCGGUUAUUUUUUAUGAUUUACCAAAUUUGUUGACAUUUCCCACUGUUUAAAUUUGAUAAAUUCAGUCCCAGCACAGCUCGUUAAAGCUUUUGGUACAUGUCGAAAGCAAGUUUGAAGUAGAGAAAUGUUUUGAACACCAGCAUUUCCACUAGAGAAUUUCACUUUUUAGGGAAGUAGAGCAUUUUGUGAUGUAUUUAUGAUUUUCUAAGCCAAGCCACCCUUCACAAAAGAUGCGAAAUGUUCAGAAGGGGCGCGGUCAAGCCAGAACGAGCAGUUUCACAGGGAAUGCAAAGCCUGCAAGGUAAUAUUUAUUUUCAUUUACUAGUGCUGAUAAUUAUAGGUGUGUUGUUUGGUAUGGUCCAUUAUUUAAUGAACUGAGGUCGACUUAAAAAUAGAAGGGAAUGAAAUAAAUACGAGAAUUUAUUGAAUAAAUAAAUAGAGACGGAAAGAAAAAGAUAACGAUUUAUUGGUCGCACAUCCACAGUGUGGUUUUUCGUCUGCGAUUCCAUGUGUGUAAGCAAUAUACAUGCAUGAGUAAGCAAUAAUACUGUUUAUUUCGUUUCAUUUUUUGUGAUGUCUGUGUCCUCAAAAUGCAUUGCGUGCAUUUCGUUGUGACAUCUGAAGAUCAGAAGCACAGGUUCUUAGCUUCCUUGUAAAAGUUGGCUGAUACCAGACCUCGGAUUUCCGCAGCAUUUUCUGUAGGAAAUAAAUAAAACAACGUGGUAAAUGUCAAGCUCAGCAAUGCUUUGAGGUUUUUGGUCGAAGAAAAACGAUGUUUUCUGGACUUGUUUCGAACCACACAAUUCGCGGGAACUGAUUUGACUUUCCAACCAACAAGCCACAUGGGAGUUCUUAGCGAAUUUACCCACUAUUUACUUUACUUCGCUCAUUUAUGAGAGGUGUCGUACAUGCUAUCACUGCUUGUUGUGUUUUACACUUUUUCAUUUCUGUAAGAAAUUAGUCGAAUGAAAGCUGCACUAUUUUUUGUUUGGAGAGUAAGACUGAGUUGUCUGAUUGUUGUUCUUUUUUUAGGGGAGCAAAGUUACCAGCUGCACCUCAAAAUAGAAGAAGCAGAGUAGAUUCAAACUCGCCAUCCGUUUCGCCCACGCCGCGUGGCAAACUUGCUGCGGCUGUGUCAGCGGAAGGGAUAGCGUCGCGAACUCAGAUUUCCGCGUCGCAAAAACCAACGCGGGAGUCGCGGUCUGGAAGUACGUACAGUGAGAAAACCCAUACAAGAAAACUCGUCAAAGGAGAAGGCACGCCUCCAAGACGAUUCCAAAGAAGUAGUUCAUCACGUUCAGAUUUCCUCCAACAAGUUGCUGACAAGUUAGCGGACAGGUCUACCACAUCGACAGCAAUUUCGGAAUCGGACACUCCAUCUCCUGCACGGACACCAAUGCUUCCAACACUGUCACCUGCAUCAUCAGUCGCCACGUACGUGUUUAUGAGCUCCUCUGAUUCUUCAUCUGGUCUGAGCUCCGACGAAGACGAGGGAAGCCGUCGUCGGCGAAGAUCAAAAAGCUAUAGUGGCAGUGGGACACCAGCGAGCAGAAGAGACAGAGGUAAAACACUUUGAUGUACAGUGAAAGAAUCUCUAUAUGAGACUACCUCUCGUAAGCGAUCACCUCCCUUAAGGGACUACCUUCAGAAGUUCUUAGGGGUUCGUUUUGCGAAGGGCAGGAUUGCAUGUCGAGCCAAAAGAUCGUCUGUGUGGAAGGCUAGUCAAAACCCUACCUUUGAAAUCUCUCGUAAGGGACCACCUCUCGUAAGCGACUGCGACCACUCUUUGGACCAAUGGGUUUAUAAUUUUCCACAGCCCGUUUCAGUAAUAAAAGCAGAUCGAGAAAAGUUGUGCGAAAACCGCGCGGGGGUUAGGAGAGUUAGGGGAGACGGGAAAGUGGAGCCUGUCAGCAUUGCUUUCAAUACCUUAUAAGGGUAUACCAGCUCCUGAUAUACCCUAUAAUUGGUCAAAUUGGACAGUUACGUCAACUCUUACGUCAACCAUUUGGCUUCACGAGCGCAUAGUCAAAGAAUUAUGGUGAGCUUGUGAAGCCCUCUUCCACCGCACAUUUUGACACAGGAAACAGUUUCUCUGAAAGUGGGCGGGGUAGUCGGGGCACUGAGGUGCUUGAAAAAAAAAAUGCCUACAGGUUCUCUCUUUGUCUUUUCCCGCCGCUAUUCGCUCGCUCUUUCCCUACGCUUUUUUCUCUCGUUUGCACUGACCGGGAGCCUGGCACAGGCUAAAUUUCCAUUGUUUUCAACCUCUUUUUAGCGACCACUUAACAAAUGGUCUGAUCUUUAUGUUCACUGUGUGCACUAAAUGAUAACCUACAAUCGCCGACAAAAGGAGUUGAGACACUUCGCCCUAAUUCUAAGGGGGCUUUUUGACGUUUUCCUGACUUCAAAAGGAGGAAAUAUAGCUUUUCCUCCCCAGUCCUCUCCAUGCAAUGUUGUGCCGCUGUUCGAGCUACCUUUAGAUUACAACAAACACCCCAACUUUGAAUGGAGGGGACCGGGGAGGGGUGUUGGUCUUUUUGUUCUCUGAAGUUACCCUAUUUGAGUACAAUGUCUCAACAAUUUUGUCGGCGAUUGUAGCUCUGCAAGUCUGUGGCCGCACCUUUUUCUGAAGAGACCCCCCUGUUUUGACUUUCAUAGUCGACAUCUUCCCCUAAUCGACCAGUAAAUCUUAGCCUUUUGAGCCUUCGCUUACAGGGGGUUCGUCUGCAGUUACAGAUGUGUGAAUAGCAUUCUCAGCUGGCUUGAGCAACAAACAAAACGUUUAUCGUUCUCAAAUGCAAGGCGCCUUUCUUGAAUUUUUUUACUUAUUUGUUCUGUUACGUUUGGUCGUUUUUGUCUUUGUCUGUUACGUUUUGUCUCGUUAAUGCACGCUAACGAAUUUCGUACAAAUUAUUGCCUGUCAUUUUUGUCUGGUCGGGAAAGACACUAAUCUAUUUCGAGACCUCGGGAGCACAGUAAGGCAGCAUUUAUUUCUGUGUUGGGAAAUGUGCGGUGCUUUGCUAAUUGGGGAGAUUGACUUUAUGUUGUAUGAACUGAGUCCAUAAAACGAAUCUUGGUGGAAUAUUUAUGGCUGGUUGUUUUAUAAAAAUUGCAUGCCUUGUAGAAAAUGACUGCCUUUUCUUUAUUUCCACUAAUUUUUAUUAGGAAAAGCGAAAAACUCUCAGGAUUUGCAGUCCAUUCGUAAACAGGUAUCACAUCAUUCGCAGGCAUUUUUAUGAAGUAACAUAUAUCGACUAACUAUAUACUUUAGUUAACUUGGGUUGAUCACGAGAAAUGUGUAAAUUUACCCAAAGUAACUGAUAGCCUUUUUCAAUAUAUAUAUUUUCAAUCUUUAGUAAAGGUGUCAAGAUAAGUAAAAUGAAGCUCCUUACGUGCAGUCGGAGUCCACAGUAAAUCACAAAGAGAUUUAACUACCUUCUCUCUAUAAAGAAGUUACUUGUUCUGUGGACUGAAUAUUAUGAAUAUUGCGAGAAACAUUAGAAGAUGGAAUCACUUGGAAUUCUUAAAGGUGUUCGUAUGUAAGGCUUUAUAUGGUGUGCCAGAUCAAAAAGCAUGUAUAUGAAGUUGUUUGCAAAAUAUCAAGAUUUUUAAUUUUUGAUUCUUUUUUCUCGUAGCUUGAAACACUUGAAGAGAUGUACAGUGAAAUCUUGGUGGAAGUUGGAUCCAAAGAUUCAAGAAUUUCUACCGAGAAAAACAGUCAACGAACAGCAGAUAUUCGAGGUAUGCUGUGUUUUGCGGUUGCCAUUUCUGAAGUUUGUAAUUCUGGCUUGUCUAUAGCUAAUAUAAUAGCUGUUUGGUGGACUAGCUAUAGAAUCGCUGCAGUUGCCGUUGAUUUUUAUCUUCGAAUCUGUUUUUAUCUCACAGUAUCAACAAUUUUAAUUAAAUAGAUCAGUGUAUUAUUCAUUAGGUUAUUGGUGGUUUUAAGAGUCUUCUCAGUGUCACGUAAAAUAUAUAUUACCUUUUUUGCGGGCCAUGCUCUCGACGCCUUUAGUCUCAACACUUUUGUGUAAGUUCUCGGUUUUGCCUCGCACGUCGGAAACAGAAAACAGUCUUGGUUUUGCAAAGAGAUGCUGGACUCAUCGGACGUACAAAAUUUAAGGCUCUGGUUUGCACAGAGAAAGACUUUCCUUUCUGUUUCUUUUUAUUAUGAUUUUUUUGUGUGUUGUUGUUUUUCGAUAGAUCUUCCUUAACAACAACGACGCAUGGCGAGCAACAGUUCUGUAAAUCGUGAAGGCGACGCAACGAUUUAAACGCGCUUUUUUCUGUGGCGGCUUAGAUGUUCAGUUAGUUUAGCCUGCGUAUUAAGCGUUUUCGCCUCGGCCUUGAUAUACUGACCUCACUCUCGGUUAAUGAGCAGUAUUUGUUAUAUUGAUUGUUAUUUAUUUUGAUCUUUCAGGAAGCUUGGCUGCUUAUAAGAAACAAAGGAACAAAGAUAUCAAGUAAGAUAUAAAUUUGCGAUAUACUACACAAAUCAGGCAAAGAAGAAAACUAACAACUGAGCUCUCCUUUAUUUUAUUUUAAAAUGCUGCAUCCAUAAUGUAACGUAAAGAGAGUCUAGCCGCUGGGAUGGACAAUGAUGGAACAAGCAAUUGGCACGUCGUUACAUAUGUAGGAUGUUCGGUCUGUCUGGAACCAGUCAUGGAUUGGUAGACCAGGUUGAGAGUACAAUAUGCAAUACCUUAAGUGAACUAAUAGAUGCCCUAUUUUAAACAUUUCAAGAAAUCCUCCUAUAUUUCCUAUAGAUAGGACAUAUUCUGGUAUCUGCUCUGUGAAGCAAUUUACAAAAUCAAAAUUCUUUAUCAGUAAAUGUAGAAUUUUUUUAUUAUUAUUAUUCUUUUCCUUUAAAGAGUCAAUAUUUUGGCAGAAAAUUCCAAUAUUUUCCUAUAUUUUGAACUUGAACAGCCUAUUUAUCCCACAGAAUUUUCCAAAAAGUGGCUGGGAUGCCUGCUUGUCUCAUAUACGCCCGCUGCGCUUUUACGUUUGUAUUAGACGCCUCUCUGUAAUAAACGCCCCGCAUGACAGUUGUUCCAGUAGUGGAAUAGUGAAAUAGAUCGAAAUCAUUCAAUUGAUUCAUUGUCUUGUUUCAUUAACACAAGUUUGCGCAUUGCAUUUUGUUUAAUGUCAAGUUCAAAGUAAGGAUUCUGACAUGGAAGUACAGGUUUAUAAAACGAAAUGGAUCUCUACAAGGCUUAGAGAUAUUAAUGAAUGGACUGGAUAGUUUGCUAUUUAUAUACUGUGCUGACGUAUUGGCUGAAAGCAUAUUCUUGGCUUGCACUGUCACGCAAUGAAAAAUAAAAAUGCAAACCAUUCAAUAUAGAAGGAAUAGAAUCUGUGAAAUAAAAAAAGAUAAAUAUACAAAAACCCUUGCCAAGAAUCAGGUCUGUGAAAUAUUUCAAAUGCGAGAUAUCGGGAAAAACGGUUUACUUAAAUUUAUAAAGCUUUGUAUGGAAACGCCAUGUUGGUGUCCCUUUCAGGAACACCAAUAUGGCCGCCGGAUACCAACAGAACAUCUGUUUUCUAGUUUUCCUACUAAUGCGUGAAUUCUUCGCUUGAGGAACUCAUAAAAAUUACAGUAAUAUUUAUUCUGAGACAAGGAAUGUUUACAUUGCAAAAUCUCCCAAAAUCGGUUAUGUUUUAACCCUCGUAAGAGCUUUCCCGGCCGCCAUCUAAAUGCCGCGUCACGCAAAGGCCUGGGAAUUCAAGAGUCCUCUCUCGCAAAACGAAGAACCCUUUCGAACCAAAAACUUUUUUAUGUAAAGGUGUUUAGGUACUGUAAUACCUCGUGAAAGUAGAAACUCAGAAGAAUCGAUAGUUUCUUAGUUUGAUUUUUGGUGACGUCACGUGCAACCCAAGAAUUGGGUUUGUGGAGUUUGUUACCCUUGUAAAUGAAAAUGAACGCCUCUCUCUUUUAAACGCCUAUUAUCUAUUAAACGUCACCGCUCUAGUAGACUACGAGCAGUCUCUCUUUUCCUUGUUCCGUCAAAAAAAAAACUUAAAAACUUAUAAGGCGAUUUCGAGUAAAACGCGCGAGACACGCUAAUAACCACGCGCGUGACUGAAGUCACGAGAAGGAAGAGGCGCCCUCGCUUCUCUCAUCUCGAGGCCUCCGCAAGCGUGCACUCCCCUGUCUAAAUCUGAAGAAAAGAGAGAAUGUUCGCAGUCUACCGCUAUAGGUGGUCUCUUUCCGAGCCGCUCGGUCACAGUCACGCGAUGCUCCCCGCCCUCAUGCCCCGGCCCGAGUGGCUACGAAGGCCGGAGACUACUGCUUGGAAUCGAAACAUAAAAUAGACGCCCGGGGCGUCUAUUAGAUCAUUAACGGUAUGCAGCUUUGUUCUGUUCACUUAUGAAUAUUAUCAUUGAUUGUUCAGUUCAUAGUCGAAAGACUUCUUCAUGACAUAUUUUUCUCCCUGCUCUUUUCAAACAGGGCAGUGAACAAACGAUUCAGCCGCUUAGAAUCUCACGUAGUAACCUUAGCCAGAAGUGUGGCGCAUUUGUCUUCAGAAUUACGCUCCCAGGCCUCAAUAAGCCAAGAUAUGGAUGAUAUGAGAAGACAAGUGAAUGCUCAACAAUACAAGCCCGAGGAAGACAGUGAUCCUGCUAAGGAAAGUGCUAUGCUUCAGUCACGCGUUAAGAAACUCAGAAGGUGCGUCUGCGUCUUAACCAUUGAAUUGCAAAAUUCGCAUUCUAUCUUAGGCUCCUACGAGGGCGUUAUUUUGGGACGUCACGUAUUCCGUUCAAGAGGUGUCGUUGCGUGACGAGCCGAAAGAACGUUUAAGCUAGUUGAGUGUAACGAAUGUGUUGAUUAUUCAUCACAUGGAAAAAACAACAAAAACAGAAAAAUUAAAUAAAAAUAAAAACGAACGUUAGUAACAACCAUUUUGUGGCCAGUCACCCAAAUGAGGGUUCAACAUUCAUCCAAACUUGGCGAAAUAGGUUACCCGGAUAGGUUGAAUACAGGCACUGUCAGGUUUGACCUGUGCACGGAUAUCCUGCCACAGAUGUUCUUUUUAGAGCCAAUUCCAUGUAGAGAAGCUACACGUUACAAGUUUAAUGAAGUUGUGAAACAAGUGCAUAAAACUGCUAUUGAUUGGUUGAUUUUUUUCAUUCAAUGUAGUUUUUUCGGCGAGGACCCUCCACUCCUGGCAAUCUUCCUGAAGAAGCUUGGAUAUGAGGUAACAUAAUUUACAAACAUUCCUUUUAUGUAACGCGUUCGUAAUUAACGAGGAAGGUUUUUAUUGCUUUCGCCGUUCAUGCAACAGUCUGUUACUCAUCUGCACUUUUUACUCUAAACUUGUCUAUUCUUUUUUACCUUAAGUAAUCACAAGGAUUUCGUCAUUUUGGUCCAAGAACAUCAAAUUGCAAAUUUAGACUUUUUAAUCAUAGUUAACGACAAAUUGUCAAAUUAUUUAGAAGAAUAUGAAGAAUUAUGCAAAUCGAGGAGGGGCGGCCGAGGCGGAUAACACCCUCCAAGAUCUGCAUAAUUCUUUAUAUCCUUCGACAGCCGAAUUCAUUAAUUUCCUUAUUAUUCAAUUCCUAGUUUAAAAAAACAAGCUAAAACAUGCUUACCUUCGUCGAUGUUAAGUUCUCCUUUAUGGUGUAUGUUUAGAUGAAAAAGGGCCGUUCAGGUCUGCAAAUAUACUCCAAAAAACAGAUGUUGUCCGUCGAGUUGUGUUCUUGCUAUGUUCGUCGUGAAAUGAGUAAAAUGUUCCGCCGACUGUUCGGCCAUUUUUCUUUUCACAACCAAAACAACUCAACCUCGUCCCCAGGUCUUCUCGGUUAACAGUGCAUUAACCUGCAACUGAGCUGCACUUUUGACGUCAUCGGUUGUUUAAUCAUGGUACAAAACCACUUUGCCUGGAGAGUAGGAGAAUCAUGGGGGAAAGAAAAUGAAGAAAUUACGUUACUGAGAAGCUUAAUUUCCCCUCUUGCCAAUGUUCCACUGUUCGCCAGCGAGGAGUUUUAAUUCCAUGUGACUGUUUAACGAUAAGGGCCUAUUUAUGUUGUUUUUUUCUGUCGCGAUGAGUAUUUGAAUUGGUUUUCUCAAUAUUAAAGAUAGAUUUUUCGUUCUUUUUUUUUUUGGUAACAGAGAUUUGCGGAUAAUUUUGAGGCAGAGCAAGUUGGAAUAUUAGAAAUGUCCUACAUGACGGAAGAACGACUGCAGAGUUUAGGAAUUCCACUGGGGCCGAGAUUAAGAAUUAUGGAGGAAGUAAAGAAAUUAUCUUCCCAUUUAGCCAGUGUAUAGCCUGUCUCGAGAUUAUAUCUCUAUUUUUGGAAGAGCAAGAUAUGCCCAUCCUGUCCUCUCGUAAACGCUGCCUAUUCACUCAGACUGGGAAGACUAAGAAGAUUUUGUUUAGUUUGUUUCUAUAUGAACUGUGUGCAGAAGCGGGAUUUUAUAAAUAUCGUGAUUUUUUUAUACAGUUGAACCUCUCCACAACAGCCACCUUGGGGACAGGAGAAAGUGGCCGUUGUAGAGAGCUUUAAACAAGAGUCAAUGUAUGGACUGUCCGCCAAAAAAAUGGCCGUUGUAGAGAGGUAACCGUUAGUGUAGGUUCGACUGUAGUUGCUUUGAACGAAACCUCAGUCUAGGUUUCCAGAUUAAAGACCAGAUCGCGUUACCGUUUUCAUUUGGCAAAGUUUUCGACAUGCUUUUGAGGUUCCGAAAAAACGCAUAGCCAAUCAAAAUUCAAGAUGUUUUGAAGGCGGAGUCGUGCAGUUGAAAGGUUUUAUUUCCGGAUGAUACGAGAAUCGGGAACUGGGAAUCGGGAACCGGGAACGGGGAAUAGGAAAAUGAAAAAUGGGAACUAAACUGAGAGUGGCUAAGAAAGUCACUGGUAGGUUUCAUUUUUUUAUUUUUCCUUUCUCUGACUCUGUUUAAGUAACACAAUUUUAUCCCUUUCCUUUGAAGCUGCACUAUUCUACCUUCAAACGAACAGAGUUUUUUCUUAGUUGUGUAUUAUAUGGAACCCUUGAAAGUUCUAAAAAUGAUGGGAAACGUGACAAGAUUUCAAAGACUUGUUAGUACAUUAGUUUGUAAAAACGGAAGUCAAACUUAGACUGUUAAUAGUGCAACUUAUAAUAUUAAUGUGCACUUUAAAGGUUGUCUUUUGUUUAUGAAGUAUUUAUAAUUGGCCAGUUUUGUUCUAAGUUUUGGGAAGGCCAGCUGAAUAUUCUGUAAAAUAGUGUACUGAAGUCAUUUGAAUAUGAAAAUUGGAGUAUUAACUUAGGGAACCCCCGGAACACUGAUAUUUUUUACAAGAACAUAGAUACAUUAAGAAACUAAACACGACGAGCGAGCCGCAGAAUUAUUGCUUCUGGAAAUUCCGUUGGUAAACAGUAAAUCAGAAAGAUCUGUUUUAGCCCUAAAAAUGGGGCCGCUUCGAUGAGUGCUGUUUUAAUCAGGGCCAAUACAGUCCAAUCACCUUGUGCUGAUUUGGACCCAAGGGCUGAAAUGAGUUUGCUUCGCAGAUUGGGGUGAAACAGAUCCUUUUAAUUUUCAGUCUACUAAUGUGAUAAAGCAAAAUGUUGAAAACGAAGAGAAUGGAAUAACUGCGAAGGUACUCCUUACUGCAUAAAUUUUCUGUCGAAACAACUGUUCCAUUUGAAUUUCCAUCAAAAAAACUUUUCUCGUAACCUGAAGUAAAAACGACUCGAAGUAAUCGUCUAAAAAUUCACUAGGCUACCUUUUCUCGUAGAAAUGGAACGUGCUCCAAUGAAGUCGCUAAGCGUUCGCUGUAGGUGGCUAGAAAUAAGUUUGUAAAUAGUUUUCUGCUGAUAGCGCGGAUGCAUACUUAAGUAAGUCCUUACUUAUAGGAAUUAACUAUUUAAUAAUUGAAAUUUAUUACGCUGUUUACCGGUUAGAUAUAUGCAUGUUACGAC